Formica exsecta is the source of this 1443-nucleotide messenger RNA. RefSeq lists its product as uncharacterized. Bases 758 to 1411 code for a protein of 217 amino acids. The transcript is spliced from 6 exons. Lineage: Eukaryota; Metazoa; Arthropoda; Insecta; Hymenoptera; Formicidae. The record is from RefSeq and is a predicted model, not a curated record.
AAAAGUGAUGAGGAAGAAAUUAAUUAUGAGAUUGGUCUUACCAAAUGGCUAACUGAUAUUGAUGAUCAAAUGAAAGGUUUUACUUAUUGGCCUCCAUCUGAUCAAGAUGCUGGCAAUUUUGUUAGGAAGGAAAAACCAGUAGACCGAUUUUGGCCAAAAUAUUUAAUUGAGGUCCUAAGGUAUUACGAUCUCUAUAUAAAAGCAAGAGCUGCUGUUAAAGGUUUUGUGGCAGAAGGUUCAGCCUAUGAGACUGAAAAAGAAACUGGAAGGGGAAAACGAAAAAAAGUACGAAAUAGACUCUUUGAAGACACUGAUUCUGAUGAAGAAUUGUAAAGCGUAGCAAGAAAUCAGUUCCAGCACCGCCAAAUAUUCCUUUCAAACGUGUACCGGUCAGGAAGGAUAUAAUACAAACACCUGAAAACGAGCUUAAUAAUCGUCUUUUUUCAAUGACUUGCUUUCCUCCUUCAAAAGCAUGCUCAAAAAUCAAUGUUUUUGAGAAACUAAAGAGGACACGGGAGAUGAAUAACAAUACUUCUGUUAGUCACACUAUGUUAAUUGCACAUGAAUCCAAUUAUAGCAGUGACAGAAAAUCAUUUCGUAAAGACAAAGUACAAUCACCUAUUAAGGAGACAUCACUAGUAACUGCAGAAGGUUCCUCCCACAAAGCUGUGUAUCCUCUUUGGAUGUAGAUGAAGAGAACUUUGCAUAUGGUGAACAGAAUGACACACCAAAUAAGAAACGCCAGUGUAGAGAUACUAUGCAGCAUGUUCCAAGUUCCUCUGUAGUUUUUCAUGGCUCUCCUGCGCAAACGAGACGCUUCAGUCCCCUUAAGUCUGGAUUUCAUCAGCACAUUCUUUUUACUUCCCCAGCGAAAAAUUCUUCUGAAAAUCCUGAUGUUGAUAAGAUAUCAAAAGUGGCAAAGCUAUGUGAGAGAAUAUAUGUUCGAUUAGAAGAAAUUAAUAAGAAGACAGAUACAAUCAUUAUGAAUCAAGGCAGACUUAAUAGAUCUCUUCUUCCAAAUGAAAAGAGAUUUCAAAAACCUAUAAAUCUUCCAGCUCUGCCUGUCAAGACAGAAGAUCAAUUGAAUUUAUUGGAAACAUUUUUAGAAGAUGAGAACAAUUUUGCAGCUGUGGAUAUGAUUUCAACUUUUGGUUGCAAUUGGGGCGCACUCGAGGACACAGUAGGCCCUGAAUUUGGCAGCCUCGGUUCACAGGGAAUUGUUUGCCGUUUGUUAACAAUCCGCAAGCAAAUGUCAGGUUCAUUGUUGAUCAAAUUUGAUGAUACAGCACUUUUCGAAGCAGAAGAAACCAUGAAAACAUGGUUGGCCAAUGCCCCAUGGCGUAAACAAGAUAAUGAAACUUAUGGGAAAAGGUGUGUAAAAAGAAAAUUAGAAGUGAACACUGCAAAGUAGUUGGGCAAAAUGUUUAUGUUUCAUAACUUUUU